Molecule: messenger RNA, 1590 nt
Organism: Gadus chalcogrammus (walleye pollock)
Lineage: Eukaryota; Metazoa; Chordata; Actinopteri; Gadiformes; Gadidae
Product: deoxynucleoside triphosphate triphosphohydrolase SAMHD1-like
Exons: 15
Coding region: 16-1590 (524 amino acids)
Biological process (GO): defense response to virus; regulation of innate immune response; dGTP catabolic process
Cellular component (GO): nucleus
Molecular function (GO): dGTPase activity
Source: RefSeq, a predicted model, not a curated record
UAUUUAAAAACACACAUGCAGUUAACAGGAGAACUAUCAUGUUGUGUUCCAGCGUCCCGCGCCCUUGGGAGACAGCUGGACGAGCAGGCAUCGCUAGACAUGUUAAACCAUCUGAACGGGCUGGUACUGCCAGAGGACCUCUUCUUCAUCGAGGAGCUGAUCUUGAGUCUGUUUGACACCUGUACCGUACCCAAACCUAAUGAUCCCAGCUUUCAAAAGGUGUUUAAUGACCCAAUCCACGGACACAUUGAACUCCACCCGCUGCUGGUCAAAAUCAUAGACACACCUCAAUUCCAAAGACUGAGAAACAUCAAGCAGCUCGGAGGGGUCUACUACGUUUUCCCCGGAGCAUCUCAUAAUCGCUUCGAGCAUUCCAUUGGAGUUGGGUACCUGGCUGGAAAGCUUGCUAAAGCUUUGAAAGAGAAACAGCCUGAACUGAAGAUCGAUGACAGAGACGUCCUCUGUGUGCAAAUCGCUGGCCUCUGCCAUGAUCUGGGACACGGACCUUUCUCUCAUCUGUUUGAUGGGAUGUUCAUUCCUAAAGUACUUCCAGACUUGCCAGUCAAAUGGAAGCACGAGAAGGCAUCGCUAGACAUGUUAAACCAUCUGAUUGCUGUUAACAACCUGGAGCCGGUGAUGAAGGGCUACGGGCUGGAGCUGCCAGUGGACCUCUUCUUCAUCGAGGAGCUGAUCUUUGGGAAAAGGACCGACCCUCAUGAUCCAAAAAAAGAGUUGGAAUACAGAGGCCGUAAUCCGGAGAAGUAUUUCCUGUACGAGAUUGUGUCCAACAAAAGGAACGGCAUCGAUGUGGACAAAUGGGAUUACUUUGCGAGAGACUGCCACCACCUGGGCAUCAAGAAUAACUUUGACUACCACCGCUUCAUCAAGUUUGCCCGGGUGUGUAAGGUGGAAAAAGAAAAAGAUGCAGAGAAGAAGGAGAAGCAAAUCUGUACCAGAGAGCAGGAAGUGGGCAAUCUGUAUGACUUUUUCCACACAAGAAACUGUCUCCACAGAAGAGCCUACCAGCACAAAGUAAAAAACAGUGUUGAGGUCAUGAUCACCGAGGCCUUUGUAUUGGCAGACAAACACCUCACAUUCAAGGGGAAAGGAGGGAAAAGGAUCAAGAUGUCUGAAGCUAUAUAUGACAUGGUGGCAUACACCAAGCUGACUGACAACGUCUUCGAACAGAUCCUCUUCCCUACCUCAACGGAGCUGGAUGAGUCCAGGGAGAAUGAUGAGCUGGAUGAGGCCGUGAAGAAGAAGGAUCUGGAUAAGGCCAGCGAGAUCCUAAGGGAAAUCCUCAGCCGUCGCCUCUACAAGUGUGUGGGCCAGUUCUAUUCAGCAAAAGACAGGAUUGAGGAUACAGAGGCAAUGCGUUGUGAGUUGGCAGGUGACCAGGACAAUCCCCAGGGCAAUAACCUGAGGCCAGACCACUUCAUUGUCAAUGUUAUCAAGAUGGACUAUGGUAUGAAGGAGAAGGAUCCCAUUGAUCACAUACGUUUUUACCGCAAGAGUGACCCCAACAGGGCCUUCAAGAUCCCCAGGGGCCAGGCGUCCACGCUCAUCCCAAAACACUUUCAGGAGUGCUAA